AUGCCACGGGUUGGAACAGGAGCCAGAGCCGAUAGCAUCUGCCCUGAGCACCUGCAAGGAGUGAGGAGAGCGAGGAGCAGGGACAGCGCCGGGAAUCACCUGCAGAGAGACGCCCGGAUCCACAGAGAGACGCCCGGAUCCACAGAGAGACGCCACGAUCCACAGAGAGACGCCACGAUCCACAGAGAGAGACGCCACGAUCCACAGAGAGACGCCACGAUCCACAGAGAGACGCCACGAUCCACAGAGAGACGCCACGAUCCACAGAGAGAGACGCCACGAUCCACAGAGAGCGCCACGAUCCACAGAGAGACGCCCGGAUCCACAGAGAGACGCCCGGAUCCACAGAGAGACGCCCGGAUCCACAGAGAGACGCCACGAUCCACAGAGAGACGCCACGAUCCACAGAGAGAGACGCCACGAUCCACAGAGAGACGCCACGAUCCACAGAGAGACGCCACGAUCCACAGAGAGACGCCACGAUCCACAGAGAGAGACGCCACGAUCCACAGAGAGACGCCACGAUCCACAGAGAGACGCCCGGAUCCACAGAGAGACGCCACGAUCCACAGAGAGACGCCACGAUCCACAGAGAGACGCCACGAUCCACAGAGAGACGCCACGAUCCACAGAGAGAGACGCCACGAUCCACAGAGAGACGCCACGACCCACAGAGAGACGCCACGAUCCACAGAGAGACGCCACGAUCCACAGAGAGACGCCACGAUCCACAGAGAGACGCCACGAUCCACAGAGAGACGCCACGAUCCACAGAGAGACGCCACGAUCCACAGAGAGACGCCACGAUCCACAGAGAGACGCCACGAUCCACAGAGAGACGCCACGAUCCACAGAGAGACGCCACGAUCCACAGAGAGACGCCACGACCCACAGAGAGACGCCACGACCCACAGAGAGACGCCACGAUCCACAGAGAGACGCCACGAUCCACAGAGAGACGCCACGAUCCACAGAGAGACGCCACGAUCCACAGAGAGACGCCCGGAUCCACAGAGAGACGCCACGAUCCACAGAGAGACGCCACGAUCCACAGAGAGACGCCACGAUCCACAGAGAGACGCCACGAUCCACAGAGAGACGCCACGAUCCACAGAGAGACGCCACGAUCCACAGAGAGACGCCACGAUCCACAGAGAGACGCCACGAUCCACAGAGAGACGCCACGAUCCACAGAGAGACGCCACGAUCCACAGAGAGACGCCACGAUCCACAGAGAGACGCCACGAUCCACAGAGAGACGCCACGAUCCACAGAGAGACGCCACGACCCACAGAGAGACGCCACGAUCCACAGAGAGACGCCACGAUCCACAGAGAGACGCCACGAUCCACAGAGAGACGCCACGAUCCACAGAGAGACGCCACGAUCCACAGAGAGACGCCACGAUCCACAGAGAGACGCCACGAUCCACAGAGAGACGCCCCGAUCCACAGAGAGACGCCACGAUCCACAGAGAGACGCCACGAUCCACAGAGAGACGCCACGAUCCACAGAGAGACGCCACGAUCCACAGAGAGACGCCACGAUCCACAGAGAGACGCCACGAUCCACAGAGAGACGCCACGAUCCACAGAGAGACGCCACGAUCCACAGAGAGACGCCACGAUCCACAGAGAGACGCCACGAUCCACAGAGAGACGCCACGAUCCACAGAGAGACGCCACGAUCCACAGAGAGACGCCACGAUCCACAGAGAGACGCCACGAUCCACAGAGAGACGCCACGAUCCACAGAGAGACGCCACGAUCCACAGAGAGACGCCACGAUCCACAGAGAGACGCCCGGAUCCACAGAGAGACGCCCGGAUCCACAGAGAGACGCCACGAUCCACAGAGAGACGCCACGAUCCACAGAGAGACGCCACGAUCCACAGAGAGACGCCACGAUCCACAGAGAGACGCCACGAUCCACAGAGAGACGCCACGAUCCACAGAGAGACGCCACGAUCCACAGAGAGACGCCACGAUCCACAGAGAGACGCCACGAUCCACAGAGAGACGCCACGAUCCACAGAGAGACGCCACGAUCCACAGAGAGACGCCACGAUCCACAGAGAGACGCCACGAUCCACAGAGAGACGCCACGAUCCACAGAGAGACGCCACGAUCCACAGAGAGACGCCACGAUCCACAGAGAGACGCCCGGAUCCACAGAGAGACGCCCGGAUCCACAGAGAGACGCCACGAUCCACAGAGAGACGCCACGAUCCACAGAGAGACGCCCGGAUCCACAGAGAGACGCCCGGAUUAUGUUUCAGUCUCUGCAGCAGCGGGAGAAGGGCCACCCUCCAGAGACUGGCUUUAG
Knipowitschia caucasica is the source of this 2325-nucleotide messenger RNA. NCBI's taxonomy places the organism in Eukaryota, Metazoa, Chordata, Actinopteri, Gobiiformes, Gobiidae. The record is from the annotation of a GenBank genome assembly.